Molecule: messenger RNA, 2482 nt
Organism: Ilex paraguariensis (yerba mate)
Lineage: Eukaryota; Viridiplantae; Streptophyta; Magnoliopsida; Aquifoliales; Aquifoliaceae
Source: the annotation of a GenBank genome assembly
UUUUUAUCUCAUUCUCUUUGGAUUUCUGGUGACAAAUAUGAAGGUCACAGGAAGUUGUCGGAAAGUGUUCUAGUUGGUCUCAUUUUCUUGUUAUAGACUCCUCUCAGUGGCUUUGGCUUUACUGUAGUCUUGAUUAAUUCGACAAGUCGACUCUUCAAUCUCUCUCUCUCUCUCUCUCUCCUCAUUAGACUUUUUCUGGAGGAAUCCAUAACUCAGAUCGGUUUCCAUAUCUGGAUCCUUCAUUCAAAAAGUCCCAAAAAUUUUCUUUGAAUCUCAAUCUGAGCUCCAGAAAACCGAUCAGCUCUAGUUCAUCACUGGUGUUCUGAUCCAAAACUGAAUUGGGUUUAUCCUCUUCUCUAUCCUUAAUUCCUUGUUGUUGGUCCUCUGAAGUCAACGUUUUCGUCAUCCCUAUAUUCAGUUUCGUGAUUCCUAGUACUGCUUGGAUCUUCUCUGUCCAAAAGUUGUACAUUGGACAACAAAGUGAAAUGGGUGUUUGUUGCAGCAAAGAUAAACCUUCGAAGUCAAACGUUAAUGUCCACAGAUCAGGAGGUGGUGGUGGUGUUGAUUUGCAUCAUCACCAAACCACCCAAGAACCUCAAAUUCAUUACACAAAGUCCCCUGCUCCGGCUGCCCAGUUGCCGGUAAGGCCACCACCGAGCCCCAAACCAGUUCACCGGCCAGAUACAAUUCUGGGUAAGGCGUAUGAAGAUGUUAAACUACACUAUACCUUGGGGAGAGAAUUGGGGAAGGGUCAAUUUGGUGUUACACAUCUUUGUACUGAAAUCUCAACUGGUCGACAAUAUGCUUGUAAAUCAAUAUCCAAAAAAAAGCUUGUCACCAAGAGUGAUAGAGAUGAUAUGAAGAGAGAGAUUCAGAUUAUGCAGCAUUUGAGUGGGCAACCCAAUAUUGUUGAAUUCAAAGGUGCUUAUGAGGAUAAGCAAUCAGUUCAUCUUGUGAUGGAGUUAUGUGCAGGUGGAGAGCUCUUUGAUCGGAUUAUUGCAAAGGGACAUUAUAGUGAGAGGGCUGCUGCUUCAAUAUGUAGGUCUAUUGUGAAUGUUGUGCAUGUCUGCCAUUUUAUGGGUGUUAUUCACAGGGACCUCAAGCCUGAGAAUUUCUUAUUGUCUGACAAGAGUGAAAAUGCUCGUCUGAAGGCAACCGAUUUCGGGUUGUCUGUUUUCAUUGCAGAAGGAAAGGUGUAUCGGGAUAUAGUUGGGAGUGCUUACUAUGUUUCUCCUGAAGUGUUGCGGCGCAGAUAUGGAAAAGAAAUAGAUAUUUGGAGUGCAGGGGUUAUGCUUUAUAUCUUACUCAGUGGCGUACCUCCCUUCUGGGCUGAAACAGAGAAGGGAAUAUUUGAUGCCAUUUUGAAAGGAGAUAUUGACUUUGACAGUCAACCCUGGCCAUCCAUAUCAAAAAGUGCCAAGGACCUGGUUCAGAAGAUGCUGACACAGGACCCGAAAAGACGGAUUACUGCUGCUCAAGUUCUUGAGCACCCGUGGCUCAGAGAAGGUGGAGAAGCAUCAGACAAGCCAAUAGACAAUGCAGUCCUCUCUAGGUUGAAGCAAUUCAGAGCAAUGAACAAACUGAAGAAGGUUGCGCUGAAGGUCAUCGCUGAAAAUCUCUCUGCAGAGGAAAUUCAAGGGCUGAAAACAAUGUUUACAAAUAUGGACACCGACAAAAGUGGAACAAUUACAUAUGAAGAACUAAAGACUGGUUUGGCUCGACUUGGGUCAAAGCUCACUGAGCCUGAAGUUAAGCAGCUCAUGGAAGCUGCUGAUGUGGAUGGAAAUGGUACAAUUGAUUACAUUGAAUUUGUCACUGCUACCAUGCAUAAACACAAACUUGAGAAAGAGGAACACCUUUACAAAGCCUUUCAGUAUUUUGAUACAGAUAAUAGCGGAUAUAUCACAAGAGAUGAAUUAGAAACAGCAAUGAAAGAACGUGGAAUGGGCGAUGCAGAGAGCAUUAAGGAAAUAAUUGCUGAAGUGGACACAGAUAAUGAUGGAAGAAUUGACUACGAGGAGUUCUGUACAAUGAUGAGACGUGGAACCCAAACAACUGGCAAGCUUUUCUAGUGAUAUUGAUGAUUUGUGCACAAGUACAGCACUUCUGAUAUCAUCACAAAAUUACAUUUGCUAAUCGAAGGGAGCCUAAAGAAUUGGUGGCGUAAAGAUGUUGGAGCAUUUGAUCUCAUCAGGAAAUCGUUCCUUUUAGCUAGAUGUAUGUGUGACAGGCUUCUUAUUUCAUUUGUUUUGAGUAAAUCAUUGGUAUAUUCCUAAUUUCAUGUGUGGCCAUACUGUUGUCCAAGUCUUCGACUCUCGUUAAGUUUCUUCUUCUCUUCUGUCUCAAGAUACUGCUUCACAUAUGUAUCAAUAGCUGAUGAGCAUCUGAAACUUAAAUUAUGUUUGCAAUCGAAAAAGUCUAUUGUUUUGAAAUGAUCAGGCUGCAUAUAAUGCUGAUGGGAACAUCACAACAUCGUUUCUGC